CCAUCUCAUCUCGUCUCCGUGCCGACGGUGCCCGUGCCCAUCGAUAUUCCAUUCCCCCGAUUCCCUCCCCUCUUCUCUCCCAUGGGAGGGGAAUAAUUAUAGAAACUACACACUCCAAUCUAUCCCCACUCCGCAAUGCGCCUCCUCGCCGCCGCCGCCGCCGCGCUCCUCCUCCUCCUCGCCACCGCCGCCGCCGCCGCGGAGCUGCCGGAGUUCCGGGAGGCCCCGGCGUUCCGCAACGGCGCGGGGUGCGCAGGCACGCCCACGAUCCACAUCGCCAUGACCCUGGACGGCACCUACCUGCGCGGCUCCCUCGCGGGGGUCCUCUCCGUGCUCCGCCACGCCGCCUGCCCGGAGUCCAUCGCCUUCCACUUCGUCGCCUCCUCCGCCUCCCCUCCCCGCCGCCUCGCCCGCCUCCGCGCGGCCCUCGCCGCCGCCUUCCCCACGCUCCCCGCCGCGAUCCACCGCUUCGACGCGCGCCUGGUCCGCGGCAGGAUCUCCUCCUCCGUCCGCCGCGCGCUCGACCAGCCCCUCAACUACGCGCGCAUCUACCUCGCCGACAUCCUCCCACCCACCGUCCCCCGCGUCCUCUACCUCGACUCCGACCUCCUCGUCGUCGACGACGUGGCCCUCCUCUGGGCCACCGACCUCGGCCCCCGCUUCGCGCUCGCGGCCCCCGAGUACUGCAACGCCAACUUCACCUCCUACUUCACCGACGCCUUCUGGCACCACCCGGCCUACCCCGCCGUCUUCGCGAACCGCUCGCGGGCGCCCUGCUACUUCAACACGGGCGUCAUGGUCAUCGACCUGGACCGGUGGCGCGCGGGCGACUACACGGCCAAGCUCGAGUACUGGAUGGACGUGCAGAAGCAGGAGGCCCGGAUCUACGAGCUCGGCUCGCUCCCGCCCUUCCUCCUCGUCUUCGCGGGCGACGUCAAGGCCGUGCAGCACCGCUGGAACCAGCACGGCCUCGGCGGCGACAACGUGGCGGGACAGUGCCGCGAGCUCCACCCGGGCCCCGUCAGCCUCCUGCACUGGAGCGGCAAGGGGAAACCCUGGCUCAGGCUCGACGCUGGUCGCCCCUGCCCGCUCGACGCGCUCUGGGCGCCCUACGACCUGCUCCGCCGCCAAGGCGCGCGCGACGACCUCCUCGCCGCAGUCGCCUGACGGUCAGUAAUCCAUCCAUCAGUUGUUCGGAUCACUCACUGUCGACCAUGACUCGUCAGCCUGGUUGCGGCGUCGCCGUCGCGGCUGGGGUCCGUGUCGGUGGUGUGACACGCGCACGCCGGCCCUCGUGGCCUCGGAGGACGACAGGCCCGGCGCGGGCCCACGUGGAUGGACAGAUUUAUUAUGGCUUUGGUGGAGUGGCUCUAUCGGGCAUUGAACCCUGGGCCCAUGUGUCGGCGAUGGAUGCCAAGGUUUUGGGGAGAGUUUUGGUGCUGAGAUGCGACGAGAUCUUCUAUCAGAUGCAAGCCAUAGGUUGUGUACAGCUGUCAUUUCUUGCCCUUUUCGGGAAAUACUUUAUUGAUUUCAUUCGUUUUCGGUUA
Messenger RNA from Lolium rigidum, 1547 nucleotides. RefSeq names its product probable galacturonosyltransferase-like 3. The transcript has a single exon. Gene Ontology annotation, cellular component: Golgi apparatus. The record is from RefSeq and is a predicted model, not a curated record. NCBI's taxonomy places the organism in Eukaryota, Viridiplantae, Streptophyta, Magnoliopsida, Poales, Poaceae. Gene Ontology annotation, molecular function: glycosyltransferase activity. Bases 136 to 1167 code for a protein of 343 amino acids.